Herpailurus yagouaroundi (jaguarundi) is the source of this 1046-nucleotide messenger RNA. It is a transcript of the gene OTUD6A, whose product is annotated as OTU deubiquitinase 6A. Gene Ontology annotation, molecular function: cysteine-type deubiquitinase activity. The record is from RefSeq and is a predicted model, not a curated record. NCBI's taxonomy places the organism in Eukaryota, Metazoa, Chordata, Mammalia, Carnivora, Felidae. The transcript has a single exon. Gene Ontology annotation, biological process: protein K27-linked deubiquitination; protein K11-linked deubiquitination; protein K29-linked deubiquitination. The coding region runs from base 95 to 970 and encodes 291 amino acids.
CCAUAGCGUGCUCCGUCUCUUGAGCUGUUAGUUUUAAGUGUAGCUGGUACUUCAGCUACCACCAAACUUCGAGUCUCAGCUGCCGUUAAACAUCAUGGAAGAUUCUCAGAGACAGCAAGAGCGGAUGAUACGACGCCACCUUCUUGAGAAGGAAGAGCUUCAGGCCCGCAUCCAGGGCAUGAAGAACUCGGUCCCCAAGAGCGACAAGAAGGGAAGAAAGCAGUUGCUCCUAGACGUGGCCCGCCUCGAGGCUGAGAUGGAGCAGAAGCACCGGCAGGAAAUGGAGAGGUUCCAAGAGAGUUGCCCUGAUAGCGGCAACCUCGAUUCCAUCACAGAAGAUCUUGCCAAGAUGGAUCUUGAGAACCAGCCUCCCAGCAUGUCGAGGGCACAGAAAAGGCGCGAAAGAAGGGCAGCCCUCCAGAGAGAGCGCCAGGGGAGCAUCGCCGAGGUGGAGAUGGAGCAUCUGGCCAGCUUCCGCCGUGAAGAGGAAGAGAAGCUCGCCGCCAUACUGGGACCCAAGAACCUGGAGAUGAAGGACAUCCCGGCCGACCGCCACUGCAUGUACCGCGCCAUCCAAGACCAGCUGGUGUUCUCCGUGACCGUGGAGAGCCUGCGGAACCGCACCGCCCUGUACAUGCGCAAGCACGUCGACGACUUUCUGCCCUUCUUCAGCGACCCCGAAACCGGCGACGCCUACAGCCGCGAUGACUUCUUGACCUACUGCGACGACAUCGUGCGCAAGUCGUUGUGGGGAAGCCAGCUGGAGCUGACGGCCCUCUCGCACGUCCUGCAGACCCCCAUCGAGGUGAUCCAGGCCGAAUCGCCCAUCAUCGUCAUUGGGAAGGAGUAUACCAAGAAGCCGCUCACCCUCGUCUACUUGCACUACACCUGUAACCUCGGGGAGCACUACAACUCGGUGAGGCCGCUGGAGGCUGGCGCCGUCGGGGGCGCGGCCCCGCGGCUCUUCUAGGCCCCCGCGCCAGCUGCUGUGGCCACUGGAGCCGGAGCCGAAGCCACCGCCGCACCUCCCCAGUAGGCUCCGUUUU